Hipposideros armiger (great roundleaf bat) is the source of this 5854-nucleotide messenger RNA. RefSeq names its product tudor domain containing 15 (gene TDRD15). NCBI's taxonomy places the organism in Eukaryota, Metazoa, Chordata, Mammalia, Chiroptera, Hipposideridae. The record is from RefSeq and is a predicted model, not a curated record.
GGCCGCCAUAUUGGGUGCUGGCCGUCUUAGGGCUUCGGGAAGAACGGCCUGAUUGCGCUGGGGGCUCUCGAAAAUGGACUCUACAUCACUAUUACCAACAUGUUUAGAUGUGGAUCUGACAAUAUCACAUAUAGAAUGUCUUCCCAAGGACAUUCUGGUGAAAUUUCAAGGCAGAAAUAAUAUUGAAUGUGAGUUUGACUACCACAUACUGCAGCAGGAAAUACAGUAUAUCCCAAAAGUAAAAAAUAAUGUGGACAUUGAUGAAUUUUGUUUGGUAGAAGAAAGAAUAUCUGGAGAAUGGCAGAGAGGAAGAGUUUUGGAAAAGAAAAAUGAACUCUACACAGUGUUCCUCAUAGAUCGUGGACAAAAACUAAGAGUUGAUAGUACACGUGUUGCUUCAGCCUGUGGCAACUUAUUUGAACUACCACCACGUGUAGUAGUUGGUAUUUUUGCCAACAUACUACCAGUUGGGGAAAAAUGGUCUCCUAAGGCUUUGAAUUAUUUCAAGUCAUUAGUAGGACUACAAACAAAAGGUUGGGUACAAGCUAUUUUGCCUCUUCAAAUGAUUCUUCUUGAAGUGCCAAAAAUUAUAUCCCAGGUUCUUGAAUUACAGUUAGGAAGACUUAUUGAUGCAGAUUCAUUUUGUCUUAUUGUGGAAAUGUUAAAAGAAUUCCCACAACAAAUGCCUGAUUUAUUACAACAUAAGAAACCUGAAGUGUCAGUAAGUAAUAAUGAUACUUUACUUGAUAUUCAACAUGUUCUGGAUAAUUUGCAGCCAUCUGUGUCAAUAGGCAGUAUGGAAAGUGUAAAGGUAUCAUCUGCAUUGAGUCCAAGUAAAUUUUAUUGUCAAUUAAUUAAAUGGAUUCCAGAGUUAGAAAACUUGACAGUGUGUAUGAAUUUGCAUUAUGAUAUUGUCAGUCAAGAAAGUAGUCCUACGUGUGAUAAUUUUGGACUACUUUGUGUUGCCAAAAGGAGAAGCGGACAGUGGCAUAGAGGAAUUCUUCAGAAGCUCUUGCCCAAUAAUCAAGUGAAAAUUUGGUUUAUGGAUUAUGGCAGUAGUGAGUCUGUACCCUCAAUUCAUGUAAAGAAACUUAAACAGGAUUUUAUUUUAGUACCACUGUUUUCAUUUCCAUGUUCUCUGUCAUAUUUACGUAGUCCAGAUGGAGAUGCAAGAAAACGUCAACUGAGUAUAUUUAAACAAGCUUUGUUAGGACAAAUAGUAUAUGCAUACAUUGAUUGGUUCAAUAAGGAUGAGCAUUUGUAUUAUGUAACAUUACACACUCAAGAGUCUACAGUUAAUUCUAAGUGUCUGAUGGAGACUGUAGGCACAGAAGUACUUUGUCCAGUGUCUGAUUUGAAAAUCCCUAAUAUGUUGAGAGAGACUAGUGCUUCUGAUGUAAACGGUUUUGCAGCUGAGAGUUUUAUUGGAAAUACGAAACAGUUGAUAGACUCUCUAAAUAAAAAAGAUAAUUUGAAAGUAGGUUUUCCUAUUAAAACUGUAGAAAUGGAGAUAGAGACUGCCUACCUAGCUUUAGUAGCAUAUGUAUUAAACCCAACCAAUUUCUGGGUACGUACCAAUGAACAUCAGAAGGAGUUUCAUGAUAUAAUGAAAAAUAUAAACAGACUUUAUGAUCUGUGUGAAAAUGAUGAACUGAUUCUAAGAAAUCCAGAACCUGGUUUAUUUUGUUGUGCUAGAUACAGCAAGGACAGAUGUUUUUACAGAGCUAUGAUCACUGAAAUUAAUGAUUAUAAAAUUAAUGUUUAUUUUUUGGAUUAUGGAAAUACUGAUUCUGUACCAUUUUUUGAUGUAAAAAUUUUGCUGCCAGAGUUUUGUGAGUUGCCUGCCUUAGCCAUGUGCUGUUCACUUGUACAUGUAUUUCCUAUUGAAGGUUUAUGGGUGAAGGCAGCAAUUGAUUAUUUUAAAAAAAUUGUCUUGAACAAAGCAAUUUUGCUUCAAGUUAUAGGAAAAAAAGAUGACAAGUACACUGUAAAUAUUCAAAGUAUUGAAGCCUCAGAAAAUAUUGAUGUUGUUUCUCUUAUGGUAAAAGCUGGAUAUGCAGAAUACUGGGAAAUAGAACCAGAAUGUUAUCCAAAAUCUGCAAGUGAAUAUUCAGCAUUAAAUUUAAAAUCUAAAAACAAAGUUAAGAAGGUCUUUUCUGCCCUUCUUGCAGAACCUAGACCUAAAAAGCACCAUUUAUAUAAGCCAAAAGAAAGUAAUUUGUCCUUAUUAAAGUCCCCAUCUGUUGAUUUCUCAAAUUUAAAACAUCCUUUCACCUUCUCUGUGGCACGUGAGUCACCAUGGCCUUAUAAAGAAUAUAUGUUUAAACCAGGAACAGUUCUUGAAGUUAACUGUUCUUAUUAUUGUGGUCCAGGUGACUUUUCUUGCCAGCUCCAAUGUAAGUUAGAAGACCUAAAAUUACUAAUGGAACAAAUUCAGAAUUAUUACAGCAUUCAUUCUGAUCCUUAUCAGAUUGGGCAGAUUGCUUGUGUUGCUAAGUAUUCCAAAGAUGGCAAGUGGUAUAGAGCUGCUAUUUUGACUCAAGCAUCAAAAAAAGAAGUUGACAUAGUAUUUGUUGAUUAUGGUUAUCAGGAAAGAGUUUUUAUUAAAGAUCUUUGUGCUAUUAACCCAUAUUUUCUUUUCUUAGAAGGCCAAGCCUUCAGGUGUAGUCUUAACCAUUUAGUUGAACCCAUUAGUUGUAAAUUAUUAAGUUGGACAAGAGAAGCAUGCAGAGACUUUGGGAAUUUUAUUUCUACAUCUAGAGGAUUAUUGACUUGUGUCAUCUAUGCCUUAGUUCUUAUAGAACCAAACAAUUUAUGUAAUUUAGUGAAUUUACGAUCUCCGUUUACUAGUGCAAAAGAUUUUCUUAUUAAUCAUGGCUCUGCACAGUAUAGUACAUUAUCAAAGCCAUUCCCAUCUUCUGUUAGUCUUUACAGUUACUGUUAUUCCUCCUUUAAUGUAAAAAUUGGAAGUGAGGAAGAAAUAUAUAUAUCUCAUAUAUGUAGUCCCAACAAGUUUUAUUGCCAACUUAGCAGAAAUCAUAAAGACCUGGAGAUGAUAGAAACAAAAAUCACAGAAAUUAGUGACCUCAAAUAUUUUCCAGAAUAUUGUAGUGAAAUGAGAGUGUGCCUGUCUAAAUACGUAGAGGAUGGUCUUUCUUAUAGAGCUUUAGCAAUACCAACAGAUUCAUUGUCUGACUUUCUGGUCUAUUUUGUGGACUUUGGAAAUAAGCAGUUAGUAGAAGAAAGUAUGUUGAGGGCCAUCUCAGAUCAGUUUCCAGAGUUGCUGUUUACACCUAUGCAAGCUAUUAAGUGUUUUUUGUCAGACCUUAAAGAUGUACAUAUUCCAGCAGAAAUCAAUAGCUGGUUUGAAGAUAAUUAUUUGGGGAAACGAUUAAGGGCAAUCAUAUUGUCCAGAGAGUCAGAUGGCCAGCUUGGUGUAGAAUUGUAUGAUGGAUAUCAGCACAUAAAUCAGAAAAUUAAAAUGUUGCUUCAUGCUUAUGGAAAAAAACAUUGUGACCAAGCACACUGUAUGGAAAAGAGUCAGAAAAUAAACGAGAAUAAGAGAUUUGCUGUUUCUUUGAAAGGCAAAAUAGACAACAGCUAUCACCAUAAUAUGAUAAAUAAAACUAGUCUAGUAACAUAUUCUGAAAACCAAAUAGAUCAGUCAAUGAAUCCCAAAAGUAUAUAUGCCAGACUUUUGAAGCCUUCGGCUUGUUAUAAAAUUGAACAUGUGUCAAAAAACAAAAUGAAGAAAUCUUUGAAUGAUGGAUGCAAAGGUGUGAAAAUUGUCCCUGGAUCUGUACAUACUCUUGAUGAAAGUGAUGUGGGCCAGAAAUCAGUAAGGAUUGUAUCACCGUCCUUUGUCAGAGAAUUGAAUCAAGCAGCCCCACAAAACCUGUAUAAUUUUACGAGACCACAGAUCAAAGAUCUUCCUCAACCCAAAAUUUACUUAAACACCAAAGUUAAAGGACAUGUUUCUAAUAUCAGUAAUCCAGCAAGUUUCCAUAUUCAGCUUGCAGAGAAUGAAAAUGUAAUCCUCCAACUUGCAGAUGCUCUAAAUGAGAGAAGAGCAAAUAGAGUGAAUGAGAGAAAAUCAGUUAAACCGAUGGUGGGAGAUCUUGUAGUUGCGGAGUACUCUACUGACAAUGCCAUUUACAGAGCAGUUAUUAAGAAAAUUUUGCCAGGAAAUGCUUUUGAAGUGGAAUUUAUUGACUAUGGUAACACUGCAGUAGUAAACACAUCUAAAAUUUAUGAACUUAAGAGAGAAUUCUUAACUAUUCCUAAGCUAGGAAUCCAUUCUUUUCUUAGUGGAGUAAAAUGGAUUGGGCCUGAUGAAAUAUGGGAUACCAAAACUGUGGAUUAUUUUGCUUCAAGAGUAAGUAACAAAACAGUUACUUGUGAAUUUUUGAAAAAGCAUGAGCAGAAAUGGGAAGUAAAUAUAAUUUGUGAUGAAAAAUGUGUCAUUAAUGAACUACUGAAAUGGAUAGCAUGUUCAAAACCAUAAAAAACAGUAUUGCAAAGCCCCCAGGUUGUGUUUCAGAAGGUGAGCCCUGGUGAGAAUGAAAUGAAGAAAGGAAGAUCAAAUGAAUAUGAAGGUUCUAGGGUUCUUCAAGCGUCCUACCAAAAGCUGGUUAACAUUCCUUUUGAACAGUUAAAACCUGGACAACUUGAAAAGGCUGAAAUAUUUGUUUCGAAAAGUGGAACAUUUUAUGUGAAGUUCUCUAAAAAUAAAAAAUUAUCAGUAUUACUAAAGAAGUAAAAACAAACACCUCUUUUUUUAAAAAUGGAAAAUAUUGAAAAAGGCUUAUUAGAAUGCCUGGCAAAAUCUAAAAAAGCUUUAAAGUGGUAUCGAUCAAAAGUAGGAAAAAAGUGUGUGGAUGAGAAAGUGCUUUUUUUUUUUUUAGUAUUGUGGUCUUAUGAAGUAGUGCCUUUAUGUAAUACCAGGCUUAGUGAUGAAAUCAGAAGUAUUCCAAGACAAGCUAUGCCUUGUAAAUAGAUUUGGUUUGAAAAUUUGGGGAACAUGCCAUUUGAGUCCAUUGUGUGUUUAUGUGCUCAUUUGGAAAGAAGCAUCCUUUUUUGGAAAUAUUUAGACUCUGCCUAGGAAGUAGAAAUCUUGGUAGAUGGCUUGUUAUUUUUGGAAUGUUUAAAUGUAAAUAUAGUUCGUGUUGAAGAAAACAGACUUAGGUCUUCAAAAAUUAUUUUCAACAUGGAAUCUAAGAUUUCUAUGUCAUCAUGUACAAUAAGAUCAUUUACUUGGGCACAACUCCAAAGCUGUAAGCGAUACUCUGUCAUUGCUGUUUCUGAGCCAUCACACUUCAGUAUUCAGGUAGAAAAUUUCUCUGACACAGUGAAAUUUCUCUUUAUGUUGCUUUCUGAUCUACCAGAAAACUUCCAAACAGUGCCUCAAGAGCACAUAAUUCCUGGUUCUAGUUGUUUGUUCAAAUAUAUGAAUGAAGGUCAGUGGAAUAGAGUGGAAAUUUCUGAAAUCUCCGAUCAGUCUUUGCUGAUUGUGUUGAUCGACUAUGGAUUUUCCAUUUACAUACCUUAUUCAGUUAUAAAGAAUUUUAAAAUUGUUCCUGAGGAAUCUUUGAGUUUGCCAAGGCUAAGUUAUCCUCGUAUCUUACCUGCCAAAGGAAAACAUUGGAAUGAAGCAGCUAAAGGUUUUUUUCAAGGCUUCCUAAGUAAACCAGGCUUAGUUUUUCAGUUUAGGAAAAAUAGUUUUGAAACAAAACUGAAAGUAGAUGUUCAUGAGAAAAACAAUUUGGCAGAUAUGUUAGUUGCAUCUGGUCUUGUAAGGUAUUCUAAAGAUUCAGAUCAUCUUGAGGCAGUUACUAUUUACUACUGGAUAUACUAA